Poecilia latipinna (sailfin molly) is the source of this 1268-nucleotide messenger RNA. RefSeq names its product SWI/SNF-related matrix-associated actin-dependent regulator of chromatin subfamily D member 1-like. The record is from RefSeq and is a predicted model, not a curated record. The coding region runs from base 681 to 1025 and encodes 114 amino acids. The transcript has 2 exons. NCBI's taxonomy places the organism in Eukaryota, Metazoa, Chordata, Actinopteri, Cyprinodontiformes, Poeciliidae.
UAGUAAUAAGUCAAUUAUUUCUCUCAUUGAGGCAUUUAGCUAAUAGAAAAUUUUGCUAAUUCUAAUUGUUUCCUCCGUUCAUUAUUUUUGAAAACUAGGUAUAUUUACUUUGAAAGAGUAAUAAGUUGGAUCAUUUUUGUAUUGAAAAAAGGUGAAGACGUUAACAAAAACCGGAACUGAACGGAAAGCCUGACGACAUUCGAUAUUUCCGACGGUACUUGAAGGCACCGUUGGUGUCUCGUGGGUGGGCAGUGCUCAGACCGAGCAGUUGAUUUGGCUUUAGGACUGAAUUUGUCUGAAGUCAGGCGCUUUGGAGAAGGCGCCUGGUGAGGCAGUCAAGUCGGUGUAAGUUGGGCAUGUUCAGGAGGGUAAACACAGGCGGGAGGUGAGGAACAACAGUCAGCCCCGAGUUAGUGAGUGGGGAAGUGAGGGGGCUUUACAGACGCAAAAAAAAAAAAAAAAAAAAACCCCGGAACUCGAAACGGUCGGAAACGAGCUAACGUCGACUAGCUUUUCGUUGACGGUGUGUUUGCUGUCAACUUCGCGGAGGAAAGGCGGAAGGCUCUCUCGCGUUGAGCGCUUCUUUUUUAAAAGCCUUCCGGGCUUUUAUUUACACAUUCAAAACCUCCUUGAGUUUCCGUCACUUUUUUUUUUUUUUAAACCACUUGUGGAUCCAGAAGAUGGCAUCAAGAGGGGGCUUCCCGGCUCCCCAGAUGAAUCCGACUGUGAGCCCCAUGAAUGUUGGCCAUAUCGCGGGCAUGAGGAUGCCUGGGAUGCCGCAGCCUCCCGCGGGUUACCCCCGGAGCAUGACCAGCACUCCCCAAUACCACCAGCGAUCUGGGAUGCCCCCUAGCAGAUUGGGGGGCCUCAUAGGAUCAAUGGGGGGACAGAUGCCGGGCCCUUCUUACGGUGGUGGCAGCAUUCCGAUGCGUCCAGGCAUGGGCCAUCCCGGCAUGGACGCCUCAAGGAAGCGCUUCCUUCAGCAGCAGCAGCAGGAGGCGCUGGGAGGCCCAAGAAGAGGGUAAGUUAUGUAAAACAAGUUCAGCUGCAUAAUUUGUAAAUUAAGUAUUAUAAUUGAAAGUGAUUUUUUUUCUGUAAUAUGUAGAAAUGAAAACAAUCAGGAGUAUUGCAGUUAUUUGAUCACUUUUGUAAAGGUUUCAUAUAGAUUUCAGCGGAUUACGACUUCUUUUAAAGAAGUAUCAAUAACAUCAAGAUACUUAAUUUUUUAAUGGUUGGAAGUUCUGUCACAAAAAUUUAAUUUCUAUAAG